Molecule: messenger RNA, 2190 nt
Organism: Moesziomyces antarcticus
Lineage: Eukaryota; Fungi; Basidiomycota; Ustilaginomycetes; Ustilaginales; Ustilaginaceae
Product: DNA ligase, ATP-dependent
Exons: 1
Coding region: 1-2190 (729 amino acids)
Source: RefSeq, a predicted model, not a curated record
AUGACAGUGCUCGCAAGACUUCGGCCGCAGGGUUGCGCGUUACGGUCAGCAGCAGCCACUCGUUCGGGGCUGCCUGUCCCCGGUCCCAGCAGAUCCCAGACUCGGUCUCUCGGCUCGAUCGGUAUCGUUGCUAUCCCGCGAAAGCAACCAUCGCCAAGAUCCAGGCUUGCGCCAGCAUGCCGCCAUAUGACCUACGACUUUCUCAACCGGCCAGCCCCAAGCAGCCUUCCAGAACAAACGGCAUCUCCGCUCGAUGAGAUCACACGCCUUCGCGAGCUCAUCAAUCGCGCCAACUCGACCAACUCCACUCUGGACAAGAGGCGCGUCGUGUCCGAGUUCGAUGACCUCAGGCCGCUGCUAGCCUUCCUCUACGACCCCUACUGCCGUCUACACGUCACUUCCGACUCCGUGCACAAGUAUCUUCGCCAAAGGAAAAAGGACAAGGAAUGGCUCAACGAGCAAGCUCCCGUUCUCACCGCUCCCUCAAAUCGCGCCAGAAACAAGACGCAAUAUGCAGCCCUUCGCGACAAGACGGAGCAGGACGCUCGAGAACAGAUGCCAGAAACGCUCUUGGAGCUCUUCUACCUCUUGGCCUCCCGUCAGAUCACUGGCAACGAGGCCAUGGCAACGAUUCACGUCUUUCUUCAGGAUCACGGCAUCCUUGAGCAGCACGAGUAUGCCUUGAGCGGCUCCGACGAUCCCAACCUCUCCACCACAGACCUCUUCCGCCGCGGUUUGCUCCGCCCGACCGCGCUGGAAAUUUUCUACCGCUGUCUCGACCGCAACCUCAAGGCCGGCGUCCGUGAAAAGACCAUAUGCUAUGCAUUCACCGGGCAUGAACCGCAUCGUCCAAACUACCAACCGAAACUCAAAGGACUUCCGGAGCUGCCGCCGAUGUCGCCCACGACGGCAGCCCUUCGCCAGCAAUUCGAGGUGGCUCUCGGCAACACGCUCUUCCGAGCCCAUCUUCCAACCUUGUUCUCGGGGCAAGACGCAUCAAAGUGGUACGCGAGCCGGAAGCUCGACGGCGUCCGCUGCAUCAUCAUCGUACGUCUGCAGCCCGAGACCUCGCCGAGCGGAUCGCAGACGUGGAAGGUCAUGUCGAUCUCCUCGCUUUCACGCAACGGUCGGCCCUUUUCGACGCUGGCAGUGCUGGAGCGUGAGAUCUCGACAACGGUGACGUCCUUCCCUGGCUUGUCUGACUUGCUCGGUCCUCUUUCUGAACGAGACAUUGCAAGCUCUGCGAACGAGUCCAGGCCGUCGCCCAAAACCACCCUGAUCCUCGACGGCGAAGUGUGCGUGCUCCGGCCGCCUGACAAGGCAUCUAGUCCUGCCGCCAAGCAGUUGGAUGCCAGCAUCACUGCACAGAAUGCCGAGCCCGCGAAUCAAGAGCUUGCCGUGGUGGAAGACUUCGCCGCCGUGGUGGGCCUGAUCAAGCGCAAGGAAUACACCAUCCCCGACCCGGCGUUCUUCCCCUUUGACCUGCUCACCCUGGAGGAGUUCGUCAAAUGGCGAUCCAGGCUUCCGCCGCCGCCGCGCAAGACGGGCGUGCGCAACGCCGUCACCAAUGGCAUCAAUCCCAGCAAGCAGAAGGGACGUAUCUUUUCCGAGCGACUCGCCGUGCUCGAAUCGCUCGUCUCGCACUUCGAGGCCGCGUCAGCCAAGCGCAAUCAGCCGAGCCUAGUGCGUCGCCUGACGCAACACUCGGUCUCGACCCCGGAGCAGGUCGAGGAGAUGCUUGGGCUUGCCAGUGAGCGCGGAUGGGAAGGCAUCGUGCUGCGCAAGGACAUGGAGUACGAGGGCAAGCGUACGUCGGCCAUCCGCAAGUUCAAGCAGUGGCGCGAUGCCGAGUACAAGGUAGUGGGCAUCACCACCGCCACCAUGCGUCUGCCCAUCAACGGACGCUUCGAGGAGCGAGAGGCACUAUCCGCUAUCCAGAUCGUCCACAAGGGCACGCGCGUAUCCGUCGGCUCUGGAUUCACCUCUGAACAGCGCGUCGAGUUCGCCAGAGAUCCCGAGAAGAUCAUCGGCAAAGCCGUCACGGUCGAGUACUUUGACGAGUCCAAGACGUUCGCACCAUCCAACGCCAAAGGGAAAAGAGACGGUGAUGGGGGAGAAGAGCGUGACGAGGUCUACAGCCUGCGCUUCCCGCGCAUCAAGCACAUCUGGGGUCAGAAGCGAGACGUCUGA